UUUGCCCUUCAGACUUGAUGACUGCAAUUACAUUCACACUGCUUUCAAAAAAAGAAAAAAAGAAACGUUCACACGUCUUCCUCGACCAGCACAUUCUCACUCUAGAUCUAGAUCUAGAAUUCCCAAAAAAAACCCAGGCCAAGGUUUUCGAGUCUCCAUAGCUCGGAUCAACCAUUCUUAAUUUCAAACAUCUGCUCCCUUCUGCACAAAUCUCACCGCUGUAUCUAACUUUCUCUUUAUCUUUGUUCUGCUCCACCGCCGCGCUGCCACCAGAUAAAGUUUCCUUUUCGCUCCUUCCUCUUCAUCUCUGCUCCUUCACCGGCGAUAGCACGAGUUUGUGAUGUAGAGUAACUUGCAGUGUUUCGAGUUUGUCUCAAAUCGUCAUUUCAAGUUUGUGUCAAAUAAAGAGGGGGCGGAAGAGAGAGAAAGACGCCAAAGUCCUAUUAUGCUCGUUAUUUUACCUUCGCCUCGUCGAUUGCGGAGUUGUUCGUUAUCCUUAUCCUCCAAUGGCUCGUCCUCCUCUCCUUCCUCGACCUGGAGUUACAGUUGGCAUGGUUCCGCAAAUGCCAGGCCUCCUUUUUUGGGACAUCGUCCUCCAAUGACUCUCCCAAUUGUUAGGCCCCCUGUUGUUCCAGUUGUUAUGCCAGCAGAGAAACCACAAACUACUGUUUAUGUUGGCAAGAUAGCCUCUUCGGUGGAGAGUGAUUUCGUACGUUCACUCCUUGAGUUAUGCGGACCAAUAAAGAGUUGGAAGCGAUCUCAGGAUCUGUCGGAUGCAACACCAAGAAGAUUUGGUUUCUGUGAAUUUGAAUCUGCUGAAGGGGUUCUCCGAGCUCUACAACUGCUGAGUAAAUGCAUUAGAGCUUCCUUCUGUUCCAGUUGCUAACGGAAGUGAGACACCUGCCUCACUCUCACCUGAAUUUACUGCAAGUGAGACUAAAGAUGAUAUGGAACACGAUCAUGAUUCUGCUCCUGCUCUUGCUUCUGCUCCUGUUUCGGUUCCUUCUCUUGCUCCUGAUCCUGCAAGCCAUACUAGCCUUUUGUAUGUCUCGUGAGGAUGUGCAUCAAAUCCAUUUUUGUGUAUUUUCUGAUGGAGCAAUCCAGUUGCUAGGUUAAAGUAAGUUGACUUGAUAAGACCUUCUACUGUUGAAGUGAACAAUUGAUUUUGUAGAUUACUAUGGCGAUGUAAUUUAAGCACUGUGAAUCAUAGUUUUUGAUAGUUGGUGAUCUUAGUAGUUGUAGAAAGUUAUUUGUAGAUUUAUUUGGAUCUAAAUAAAAAGUUCAAAUGCCAUCAAAUUUGGUUUGAGAUAUAUGAUUGCCACUGGGAAUUCUCUUACUAAUUCCAUACUUUUUUUCUUAUGUAAGGUUUGACUCAUUGGCUCACGACUCUUCUUUGGCUCAGUGCAUGCAUAUGUUAGUGUCUUAACGACCAUUGUACAAAGUCUAUGCCAUUUAUGUGUAUAAUUGUGUGUGAAAUGAUGAUGGCUAAAUGUUAGAAGAGAAACUUCUAUGUGUAUUUUUUGUAUGCAUAUUGAUAGUCAUUUCGAGUAAUGGUCAGCAUUUUUGGAAUUCCAACUGAACCUAAGGGAGUUUCUUAAAGAAAUUGGGUACAAGGACACUGAUCUUAAUUGGGCUGCUGAUGUGAGAUUUUUUCUAACUGUUCUAAAAUCUGGGCAAGUGAGUGGUUCAAUAAUUACGCUCCCGCAUACUUAAUUUCUCCUGGAAAUCUUGGAGUAUUGUACUGAUUUUUGCUUUUUCCUUUGCUGUCGAAUCUCAGUGAUCUACAGCAAUAGCACGAGAGGUUGAGGAAGCAAAUAGAGAAACAGAAGAACAAACACAAGAUGGAACUUGUAACGAUGAAACAGUACAUGGCUGAGAGUAAAUUGCCAGAGUCUGCAUUGAGGCCUACAGUACAAUACGACGAGCCGCUUCCCAUCAAAACUUUCACUGCUCAAGAUGAUGAUGAUGAUGCUUGGAAAGCAGAAUUUGGAGCCAUAUAUCAAGAACACCACCACUACUGAUUACUGAAGUCUGUGCAUUUGAGUUUUAGAUGUUGCUAUAUGAUAAUGCCUUUGUUGACCCUUCUUGGGUCAUGGUGGUAUUCUGGUGUGUACAAACCAACCAUGUUCAUCUCCAAUUCAGUUGGGGUCACAUUAUGAUGAAUUUGUUGUCAAAUUGCCCAAGAACCAGGAGGCUAGUACCUAGUACCAAUGCAUCAUUACGCUAGUAAUUUGUUUUUUUUGUAAAAUAAAUAUACUAUUCGCAGCGCGCAUCAUUAAGUGAAUGUUGCGAAUAACUUGAGACAUUUGCCUUUGAAAA
Messenger RNA from Spinacia oleracea (spinach), 2319 nucleotides. Its product is annotated as RNA-binding motif protein 25-like. Bases 446 to 886 code for a protein of 146 amino acids. Gene Ontology annotation, molecular function: RNA binding. Lineage: Eukaryota; Viridiplantae; Streptophyta; Magnoliopsida; Caryophyllales; Amaranthaceae. The transcript is spliced from 4 exons. The record is from RefSeq and is a predicted model, not a curated record.